Messenger RNA from Lytechinus pictus (painted urchin), 2717 nucleotides. RefSeq lists its product as uncharacterized. The record is from RefSeq and is a predicted model, not a curated record. The transcript is spliced from 2 exons. Bases 31 to 840 code for a protein of 269 amino acids. NCBI's taxonomy places the organism in Eukaryota, Metazoa, Echinodermata, Echinoidea, Temnopleuroida, Toxopneustidae.
AGUCCGAAUCAUUUGAAACGGAAUUGUCCAAUGAAGCCCAUAGUUCAUUCAGCUCAGGCUAUGAGUGUGGAGGACACUCCGAUUAAUAGCGUUAGGUCAAACAAGUCAAGUUUACAUUCGAAUGAAAAUUUUAUACCGAUAGGAACUUUGCGUUCAGACGAUGUGGCAAGUAGUCAGUCGAAAUCCACUAGAUUCGUAGAAAGUUUAGCCGGUUGUAUACUCAUAGGUGAAGUUCCAUCAGAGAGUGAUGCAAGUGUUGAAACGCUUGGUAUGGCGUAUGAAAAAGUUGGUGCGAUGACUGAUAUGCCGGUUGUUUCGGGUAGGUUGUUACCCAUGAACAAGCCCGUUUCCGUGCUGAAGGAUUCUGGGAGUAGCACGAGUAUAGUGAGAACGAGUUUAGUAUUAGACAAUCAGUUCACGGGGGUGAUUCAGUUGGUUAAGCUGAUAGAUGGCACUCUUAGGAGUUUUCCUAGGGCAAAGGUCAUGCUUGAUAGUCCCUAUUUCAUUGGAGAGGUCAAUGCAUUGUGUGUGCCUAAUUGUUUGUGUGACGUCAUUAUUGGUAAUGAUGUGAAGGGGGCACGUGAGCCCAAGGAUCCUGACUUGCAAUGGGUGCCUAGUAUAGAUCGUAAAGAGAAUAUACAUGAUCGCAUGUCCAAAGUUGAUGUUGAUAGUUCGGAAGAUAUUCGAGUUUCCGAAGUUGUUCAUGUGCAAAGUUCGGAAGUUGUGUCUGGAUCGAACGAUGAUCGGGUAUCCGAAUCUGAUGUGCAAAGUUCGGAAGUUGUGUCUAGUUCGGAAGAUAAUGUUCGGGUUUCCGAAGUAUCCUUGGAUCUUCGAAGCUAAUCACAAUCGCAACUCGAUUACACUUCGCGAUUAGAAAUUAGAAUAGGGAUUUACCUUAGUAGGGCUUACCUGUAAAUUUAGUUAGAAUAGGGAAAACUUAUAGGUCCUUUAGUUUAGGAAAUAAGAUUGUAAAAUUAUAUUUUUUGUACUUUAUAUGAAAUUGGUAUGCAAUGACAUGACAAACACAAAGGAUUGUCUUGUUCGUAAGAAGUUUUUGAAAAAGAAAAGGUCUUAGACUUAGUGUUUUAUAAUAGGCACUGUCAUUAUACAUACUGUAUUCAUACAACAAGCGCUAUUCAAAGGCGUUUGAUCAAAAUAUUGCAAAUCAGUAACUGUGUUUAGGAUAUAAAAUUGUUUUUAUAAUCGAUUAUUUAAAAAAAGAACAUAACGUUGAAACUUUGUAACCAUUUUUGAAGGAAUUUAUGUACACGAAAAAAUAUAAAUCUUUGAAAACUUAAUGGCGUUGCAAUAAUUUUAAUUUACUUGAAUGUUUAAAAAAAAAAUACUGAUUUUGAGAAGAAUACUGAUUUUACAUACAUAAAGCAAUGUUUAAGGAUUAUGAAGUACUUUCAUUUUAUUGAAAUAUACAAUACUAUGAAAAUGGUAACAAACACUGCACUUUGUUUUAAAGGAAGUUGUGUUCGGAAAGAUUACUGAAUUUAAACAGUUAUUUGACAAAGCAAAGUAAGAAAGGAUUGUAAAUUUCAAUGCGCUUUGCAGAAUUUAAAUUGAUAUUUUGAAACUGAAAUGUGAACUUGAUCUUUUACAAAACUAAAGAAAAGCUUGGAUAAUGUGAUAUGAAAUGGUUUUGUAUAAUGCAUUUGGCAUAUGUUAUGCUGGUAUAGAAAUCAAUAUUACUUGUGUUUUUUGAAAUAGUGUUAUGAAAGCUUAGUCAAUGCUUUGAAAGUAAAUUUCUUAACGGAUAUAAUUCAGGUUCCCUUAAUUUCAUCUUAAGGUGGGGGAUAUUGUCAGGAAAGAAAUUUAAUUAUAGAGUAUUUCAGUUGAGUUUAGACAUGUGUUUAAAAUAUUUACUUGGUCCAGCUUAUGGUAGGCCUAUAGACAAUUGUAUAUGUACAUAUGUUUUGAAUGUUUCAAAAGCAAGCGUUGGAAACGUUUGAUACCCCCCCCCCCCCCUAGAGUACAAGAUCAGGUGGAUGCCAUAUUUUUGUUCAAAGUGUUAGAAAUAUUUCGUACUAGCUAAGCAUCUUCAUACAUGUGUCAUAAAUAGUUAAUACUGUGCUUUAGCAUUGAAGAAUUUAGAUGUACAGAUGCACAGGAAGUCUUUUGUUAUUAAGAAUGUGUUUUAUGCACUCAUCUGCUAUUGAAAUUCUUUGAAUUACGUUAUAGAAGUUUUACAGUUAGUCCUAGUAACGGUAGGGUAUAUUAGGAAGUUAAUUUAAGUAAUUCAGGGAGAGAACCACCUAAGCUAGAAUAGACUACAGAUGUUCGUAUAGGCAGUCUAAGUUAAAACUGAGGGACUACGUCGGUGACGAGAUAACGACCCCAGCUGCCACCGGUUCUCCACCGACAUGAUUCGACACAAUUCAUGUCAUCAUUGGGGGCUCGAUCUCGUCCACUAAUUUGUUAAAGCCACAUCUCUCUGAUCUGGGGGCUACUCAUCGAGGGGCAACAGUCUGCGGAGGCCGAGGCCGAGUGGAAGAGACAUCGCUAGCUGCGGAGGCCAGGAACUGGACCGACCACCAGGGCCGAGUGGGGCAUGUCAGGCCAGAUGAGAUGAUAGGGGCUAGAGUCAACGAUUACCGUUAAGUUAAGUUGUAUUUUGUUAUAUCUGUGUAUAUUUUCAUGUACAAAUUAUUGUAAAACCAUCAAAAGAGAACAUCAGAAAGAUUGAAAAGAUAUGAUUAAAUCUUUUUAAU